Phoenix dactylifera (date palm) is the source of this 3456-nucleotide messenger RNA. Its product is annotated as eukaryotic translation initiation factor 3 subunit A-like. The record is from RefSeq and is a predicted model, not a curated record. Gene Ontology annotation, cellular component: eukaryotic translation initiation factor 3 complex, eIF3m; eukaryotic translation initiation factor 3 complex, eIF3e; multi-eIF complex. NCBI's taxonomy places the organism in Eukaryota, Viridiplantae, Streptophyta, Magnoliopsida, Arecales, Arecaceae. Gene Ontology annotation, molecular function: translation initiation factor activity; mRNA binding. Gene Ontology annotation, biological process: translation reinitiation; formation of cytoplasmic translation initiation complex.
GUUUCACUCCCUCGCAAAACCCUCACCCCUCUUUCCAGCCCUCGUCUUUCUCUCGGCCGCCGUCAGAGAGAAGGUACACCCUGAUCCCGAGCUCCGGCGGCGCGAUCGGGACCUGAGGGUUCGAAGAGGAGGAGAAGAAGACGCCACAGAUCAGCGCCUCAAGCUCAUCGCAUCACAGGUCGCACGCUUCAAACCCUAUCGUCGAGGAGAUCUCCUCCACGCCUACACCAGAGCUCCAUCAGUUCCUGCCUUUUGGAGUAGGUGUUAGUAUUUGGUAAUUAUGGCUACAUUCGCUAAGCCAGAGAAUGCUUUGAAGCGGGCUGAGGAAUUGAUAAAUGUUGGCCAAAAGCAAGCAGCUUUACAAGCUCUCCAUGACCUCAUCACUUCCAAAAGGUACAGGGCGUGGCAGAAGACCCUGGAAAAAAUCAUGUUUAAAUAUGUAGAACUUUGUGUGGACAUGAGAAGAGGCAGAUAUGCAAAGGAUGGGCUUAUCCAAUACCGUAUCGUAUGCCAGCAAGUAAAUGUCAGCUCUUUGGAGGAGGUGAUAAAACAUUUCAUGCAGUUAUCCACUGAGAGGGCUGAGCAAGCUAGGAGCCAAUCGCAGGCCCUGGAAGAUGCUCUGGAUGUGGAGGAUUUAGAAGCAGAUAAGAGGCCUGAGGACUUGAUGCUGAGUUAUGUCAGUGGGGAGAAAGGAAAGGACAGGUCUGACAGGGAGCUUGUAACUCCAUGGUUCAAAUUUUUGUGGGAAACAUAUAGAACAGUGCUUGAGAUUCUGAGGAACAAUUCAAAGUUGGAGGCUCUGUAUGCGAUGACAGCACACCGGGCCUUCCAAUUUUGUAAACAGUAUAAAAGGACCACUGAAUUUCGUAGGCUGUGUGAGAUUAUAAGGAACCAUCUUGCUAAUCUAAACAAAUACCGUGAUCAGAGAGAUAGGCCCGAUCUCACAGCUCCUGAGAGCUUGCAGCUUUACUUAGAUACAAGAGUAGAGCAGCUCAAGAUAGCAACCGAUCUUGAACUGUGGCAGGAAGCUUUCCGUUCAGUAGAAGAUAUCCAUGGUUUAAUGAGCAUGAUAAAAAAAAGUCCAAAGCCAUCUUUGAUGGUUAUAUAUCAUGCCAAAUUAACAGAGAUAUUUUGGGUUUCAGAAAGUUAUCUAUACCAUGCAUAUGCAUGGCUUAGACUUUUCACUCUCCAAAAGAGCUAUAAUAAGAACUUAUCACAGAAAGAUUUGCAAUUGAUAGCAUCAUCUGUUCUAUUGGCUGCACUUGCAGAGGUCCCAUAUGACCGUAACUUUGGUGCAUCCCAUUUAGAGCUCGAAAAUCAAAAGGAGCGCAAUUUACGGAUGGCUAGCCUUAUCAACUUCACACUCGAUCCUAAACGAGAGAGUAGAGAACUGCUUUCACGCUCUUCACUCCUCACGGAAUUGGUUUCUAAAAGUGUAAUGACGUGUGUCCCCCAAGAAGUGAAGGAUCUCUACAAUCUCUUAGAGCAUGAGUUCCUUCCUCUGGACCUUGCAUCAAAAGUUCAACCACUGCUUACUAAAAUUUCCAAACUUGGGGGCAAGCUCUCUUCAGCCUCUUCUGUUCCAGAAGUGCAACUGGCACAAUAUAUCCCUGCUCUGGAAAAGCUUACUACAUUGAGAGUGCUUCAGCAGGUUUCUCAGGUAUACCAAUCCAUGAAAAUUGAGAAGUUAUCAAAGAUGAUACCCUUUUUUGACUUCUCAGUUGUGGAGAAGAUUUUGGUUGAUGCUGUCAAAUAUAAUUUUGUAGCUAUGAAAGUUGAUCACCUGAAGGGUGCUGUUCUGUUUGGUAAUGUGGAUAUUGAAUCUGACAAGCUUUGUGAUCACCUGACCAUUCUUGCUGAUUCUCUUAAUAAAGCAAGGAACCUGAUUUAUCCACCAGUCAAAAAGCAAGCGAAACUGGGUGAAAACUUUCGCGGUUUAGCAGAAAUAGUGGAUAAGGAACACAAGAGGCUUCUUGCCCGGAAAUCUAUAAUUGAGAAACGCAAGGAAGAACAUGAACGCCAUAUGCUGGAACUGGAACGGGAGGAAGAAUAUAGGAGAUUGGAACUUCAGAAGAGAACUGAACAGGCAGAACAGCAGCGGCUUGCUUCUGAGUACUCCCGAAGGGAGGAGCAGAGGAUUCGCCGCGAAAUAGAGGAAAGAGAACAUCAAGAAGCUCAGGCCUUACUUCAGGAAACACAAAAGGGUGCUAGAAGGAGGGGAAAGAAACCUUUGCUUGAAGGGGAUAAGGUUACAAAGCAAACUGUAAUAGAGAUGGCCCGAAAUGAACAAUUGAAGGAGCGUCAAGAGAUGGAGAAGAAACUGCAGAAAUUAGCAAAAACAAUGGAUUACAUGGAACGGGCAAAGAGAGAAGAAGAGGCACCACUAAUUGAUCAGGCAUACCAACAACGCUUGGUGGAGGAGAAAGUUCUUCAUGAACAUGAACAACUGAAAGAGAUAGAGCUGAGCAGACAGCACCAUGCAGGUGAUCUCCAAGAGAAGAACAGACUCUCGAGGAUGUUAGACAACAAGGCUAUCUUUCAGGAUAGAAUAGUGAGUUGCCGUGAAGCAGAAUAUAACCGAUUAAAGAAAGAAAGAGAGGAUCGUAUUAACCAGCUUGUAGCAAUGAGGAAACGGGAACGGGAGAUCAAACGUAAGCUGCUCUUCUAUAUUAAGUCCGAGGAAGAGAGGCUAACUAAGCUGCGAGAAGAGGAGGAAGCUCGGAAGCAUGAAGAGGAGGAGAGGCGGAAGAAGGAAGAGGCAGAGCGGAAAGCCAAGCUAGAUGCAAUUGCAGAAAGGCAGAGGCAGAGGGAGAGGGAAUUGGAAGAAAAAGAAAGGCUGAGAAGAGAAUCCCUCCUGGUUAGGACUGCUGAGCCGCCAUCUCGGCCAGCUGAUGCUGUUUCUGGCCUACGCCCGUCCGAGCCCAUCGCUGCUGCAUCAAGUGCUGGGAAGUAUGUGCCAAAAUUCCGACAGAGGGCUGAUAGCCUACAAGCAGCCCCCCCUGAGCCUGACCGAUGGGGCAGGCAGGAUGAUCGGCUGCCCCAGUCCAGUGAUAGGUGGCGUAGUGAUGAUCGUCGACCCUCAUAUGGUGGUGGUGGCUCUAAAUUUCCAUCCUCAUCGUCUUCUUGGUCUUCAUCAAGGCCACGUGGCUGACACACUCAGCAUGAGCUCAGGUGCAUGCUAGCAAAAGGACUGAAACCAGAUGUUUGUUAUUUUUCCCUUUUUUUUUCUAAGUUUUGUUAGGGAUGGAGGUUGUGCAUCUUAGAACUUUUAAAGUAUGGAGGAAAGGCAAUUUGAGUUCCGAGGGUAUUCAUAUUGCCAUUAAUUUUUAUAAUCGUGUCUAAAUAAAUUUGCGUAUUAAUAUCUCAAGUUGCACCUUACUGAACUUUUAUGUUGUUUGUUAUUUGUACCCCCCCUUGGAUUAACUAUGUUUAGUUAAUGGCCUUUUUUUAAACAAA